AUGCUCCGAAAAUACCUUCUUCUGCCGCUUUUGGCAUCAUAUGGUGCAGCUGUCACUAUAUCGGUAGCAAAGUCAGGCGGCAAUGUUACUACAAGUCUGCAAUACGGCGCAAUGGAAGAGGAAAUCAACCACUGUGGUGAAGGAGGUCUUUACGCCGAGUUGAUCCGCAACAGAGCCUUCCAAGGGAGCACAAAGUAUCCCUCAUCCCUCGAUGCCUGGUCUGCGGUCGGACGCUCGUCGCUGUCUCUGCAAACCCUCGCUGAUCCGCUCUCGACUGCCCUGCCGAAUUCCGUCAAUGUCAAGGGUACUGGUAUAGUUGGGCUUGCCAAUGAGGGCUUUUGGGGAAUUGACGUUCGCCCUCAAAAGUAUACCGGAUCAUUCUACGUGAAAGGCUCUUACACUGGCUCCUUCACAGCCUCUCUCCUAUCAUCCACUGGCGAAGUCCUGGCUACUACUAAGGUUGCUUCAAAAAGUGUUGCAAAUGAGUGGGUGCAACAUGAGUUUAUCCUGACCCCGAAGAAGAAGGCUGCAGAUUCCAAUAAUACCUUUUCAUUGACUUUCGAUGGCUCGAAGACAUCAAGUGGCUCGCUAGACUUCAAUCUGAUCAGCCUAUUUCCUCCCACGUGGAAUGACCGCCCCAAUGGCAUGCGCAGGGAUUUAAUGCAAGCCUUGGCUGAUCUAGGUCCUAAAUUUCUCCGUUUCCCUGGAGGAAACAACCUCGAGGGUGAUACUAUUGAGGGCCGCUGGAAGUGGAAUGAGACCAUCGGACCACUCAAAGACCGUCCAGGCCGUGCAACCACAUGGCAAUAUGGUGAAACCCUUGGAUUAGGCCUGGUCGAGUAUAUGCAGUGGUGCGACGACCUUGGCAUGGAGCCUAUUUUGGCGGUUUGGGCCGGACUUGCUUUGAACGGAGAAGUCGUCCCCGAAGCGGACCUCGAUUUCUAUGUUCAGGAUGCUUUGAAUGAGAUCGAGUUCUUGACUGGAUCCGUGGACACUGAGUACGGUGCACUGCGCGCCAAGAUUGGACACCCAGAUCCAUGGAAGAUCCGCUAUGUCGAGGUCGGAAACGAGGAUCAUCUGAGUGAUGGUUUGAGCUCGUACAGGGCGUAUCGUUUCUCGGCGUUCUACAAUGCUAUCACGGCGAAGUAUCCUGACAUUCAAGUGCUUGCUUCCACCAUCAAUAUGACCAUCCCCGGAACUGCCGGUGGGGAUUACCACCUGUAUGAUACCCCGGAUAACAUGGUCACCCAAUUCGACAUGUUCGAUAAUUUUUCACCGGACCAUCCUAUCUUGCUUGGUGAGAUUGCUGCUACCGAGCCCAACAAUGCAGGCAAUAUCAACUGGGACGACACCCAUUUCUCUAUGUAUCCUUGGUGGAUUGGCACCAUUGGCGAAGCUGUGUUCCUUCUGGGCGCAGAGCGCAACGCUGAUAAGAUCAUCGGAACUACCUAUGCUCCUUUCUUGAUGAACUUGGAUAGCUACCAGUGGUCCCCAACCUUACUGUCCUUCAACUCCAACCCUGAUCAGACGGCUCGCUCAACCUCAUGGCAUCUGUACAGCUUGUUUAACCAUAACCACAUGACCAACACCCUCCCAGCCACUUCCUCUGACGCCUUUGGUCCUCUAUAUUAUGCAACGGGUGUUGAUAAUAAGACCAAUUCGCACAUAUUCAAGGCGGCAGUAUAUAAUAGCACAGCUGAAGUGCCAGUCUCGCUAACGUUUGAGGGUGUCGGUCGUGGAACCAAAGCCGACUUGACCAUCUUGACGGCGCCGGAUCCAUUUGCUAUGAACGAGGUUGGUGGCGCGAACAUUGUCAAUAGCAAAACUACUCAGAUCAAAGCGGGCAAGAAGGGAGAGUUCUCUUUCAAAUUGCCUAACUUGAGCAUUGCGGUGCUUGCUACCCAAUGA
Messenger RNA from Penicillium bovifimosum, 1908 nucleotides. RefSeq names its product alpha-L-arabinofuranosidase A. The transcript is spliced from 8 exons. The coding region runs from base 1 to 1908 and encodes 635 amino acids. Lineage: Eukaryota; Fungi; Ascomycota; Eurotiomycetes; Eurotiales; Aspergillaceae. Gene Ontology annotation, biological process: L-arabinose metabolic process. Gene Ontology annotation, molecular function: alpha-L-arabinofuranosidase activity. The record is from RefSeq and is a predicted model, not a curated record.